Messenger RNA from Vigna radiata var. radiata (mung bean), 1356 nucleotides. RefSeq lists its product as uncharacterized. Gene Ontology annotation, molecular function: RNA-DNA hybrid ribonuclease activity; nucleic acid binding. The coding region runs from base 1 to 1356 and encodes 451 amino acids. The record is from RefSeq and is a predicted model, not a curated record. The transcript has 4 exons. NCBI's taxonomy places the organism in Eukaryota, Viridiplantae, Streptophyta, Magnoliopsida, Fabales, Fabaceae.
AUGGUGGUAACGAGCCGGUCUAUUGAGGAUCAUGCAAAAGAUUUAGAGGAAGUGUUUGCACAGGUACGGAAGUUUAAUAUGAGUUUAAAUCCGUCUAAAUGCACGUUUGGUGUUCAAGCUGGGAAGUUUCUAGGCUUCAUGCUGAUUGCUCGGGGCAUAGAAGCAAAUCCAGAUAAAUGUAGAGUAGUACUGGAGAUGAGAAGUCCGCAGAGCUUGAAGGAGGUUCAGAGGCUGGUAGGACGGUUGACGGCUUUGUCUCGUUUCAUUCCCCGGCUUGUCUUACGGAUCAAACCGGUUGUUAAAAUGAUGAAAAAGGAUGCUCAGAUGUGUUGGGAUGGUCAGUGUGAAGCAGCGUUUAAGGAGGUUAAAAAAAUCCUCACUGAACCUCCAGUGAUGGAAAGACUGAAACCUAAUAAGGAGUUACAACUCUUUUUAGCAGUUUCUGACGAGGUAAUCAGCGUAGCACUGGUGCAGGAGAAGCCUGAGAUGAGGUUGAUCUAUUUUCUUAGUAGAGGUCUUAAGGAAGCAGAAGUCCGAUACCAACAGGUAGAGAAGGUGGCGUUGUCUCCGUCAAGGACAUCAGGUUGUGUGGGUUGGUCAAUAGAACUUUCAGAAUUUGGGUUGCGCUAUGAACCACGAGGAUCGGUAAAAGGGAAACACCUGGCAGAGUUUGCGGUGGAGUUAUUUCCAGACACAAAUGAGUCGUUAUGUUGGAAAUUGUCGGUGGAUGGGUCAUCCGGUAGACAAGGUAGGGGUGUUGGGGUUGUGCUGAAAGGACCGGGCAGGCUGAUGGUCGAGCAAUCACUGAUAUUCAAGUUUAAGGUUAGUAACAAUCAAGCUGAGUACGAGGCGUUGUUACCUGGAUUGAAGUUAGCACGGGAUCUAGGGGCGGAACGUGUGGAGUGUCGGACGAAUUCUCAGUUGGUCGAAGGGCAUAUGAAGGGAACAUUCCAAAUUAAGGAUGAUCAAUUGCUACAAUAUGCUCACAAGGCUAAGCAGUUGGAGGCAUGUUUCGAAUCUGUUGAAAUUAGGCAUGACCUCGAAAGGAGAACUCCCGAGCGGACAUGUUGUCCAUGCUGGCCAGUUCAAAAGAAAAGGGCCACUUGUCUUCAUUCGGGAGCGAAGACAGAUUGGACGGGGGAAAUAAUCCAGUUAAUCAGAGAACAAGACGAAGGAGGGAGUCUUCGGGUCGAGGACACGAAGAAAAUUGCUAGGUAUUGCUUAGUGGGUGGUGAUCUGUACAGACGAGGUUAUACAAUGCCUUUGUUGAAGUGUUUGGAGGGUGAGGAGGUGGAUUAUGUAGUGAGGGAGCUGCAUGAGGAAACAUGGGAAUGUCUUCCAUGCUCCACCCUCUGA